Molecule: messenger RNA, 2798 nt
Organism: Phymastichus coffea
Lineage: Eukaryota; Metazoa; Arthropoda; Insecta; Hymenoptera; Eulophidae
Product: BRCA1-associated RING domain protein 1-like
Exons: 11
Coding region: 486-2057 (523 amino acids)
Molecular function (GO): protein binding
Source: RefSeq, a predicted model, not a curated record
AUACGGAAGCCUGAUCACGACAUGAGCGAGACAUAGAGUUACCGUGCACAAAAAAACGUUAAUAAAGUAAUAUUAAGAAAGUAAGUUAAUAAUUUCAACUAUAUUUGACGACAUCUUUAUUUAAAUUUUUUUAUAAUAAUUAGGUUUGGUCUUCGCAUAUGUACCAACGCGACAUGUGCACGAUACUUGCACACCAACUCGUUUUGUGCACAACUUGCACAGCAAUUCAUAUGCUAAAUCGUUUUGUGCACGGUAACUUUAUGUCUCGCUCAUGUCGUGAUCUGGCUUCCGUACAUUACAGUUACCAUUUUGUGUUUGCACUUAAUGCGACUUGUUAAACAGAAAAGAGGGAACGGAUUCACUGCAAAACAUGUAAUUUUUUGUAAAAAUUUUUUCCGCUAAUCAGUUUAUGUUUAAUUAUUAACUAUUGAAUGGUAUUAAAAUAUCUCGUAAAAUAUUAACAAAGAUUAAUCUAUAUAAUCAAUAUGAAUUUCAAUGAUAUUUCGUGGGUCAAAACCCAUAAAAGCUUGAGAGACUUUAUGCAAAUUUUAACCUGUAACAAAUGUAAGAAAAGACUUAGUAAUCCAAAGCAAUUUUUAAACUGUGGACACUUUGCUUGUUCAAAAUGUGUGGGACAUGAAACAGAUUGUGUACAAUGCAGAAUACCUAAUGAAGCAUCAGAUGUUCAUUCAGAUACUACAAUGAAUGAUAUAAUUAUCAAUUUGAAUGUUAUUGCAGAAUCAGUUGGCUACUUAAAAGAAAAUAAAUUUGAGAAUUCAAAGUCUCCAUCUGAGGUCUCCAUUGAUGACUGUAAUCAAAGUUUAAAAAGCAAAACUAGCCACAGAAGUAGAAUCAGUGAAAACAUACCAAAAAAUAUCAAUAAAAAGAACAGUAAGGGUGAAACUGCUCUUCACGUUGCUUGUUGCUAUAAUCAAAUAGAACGUGUGAAAAAAUUACUGGAAGCAGGAGCAAAUCCUAACACCAAAGAUCAUGCUGGUUGGACUCCACUGCAAGAAGCUGUCAGUUAUGAAUACGUUGAAGUUUGUAAACUUCUCUUAAACGCUGAUGCACAACCAAAUAUGUAUGGCUGUGACAACAGAACAGCUUUACAUGAAGCAGCUAUAGCAGACAAUGUUGAAUUAGUAUCACUAUUGAUUCAAUCUAAUGCCGACAAUAAUGUUUUUGACCGUGUUGGAAAGAAACCAAUAAAUUACUGCAAAUCAAAAGAAAUUUUUGAUUUAUUGGAAAGUUUAGAUAGAUCAACAGAGGAACAAUCAAGAGUAUCACAUGAACUACAUAAAACUGUAAAUGUAGACAAAACUGUUGAUGAAACCAUAAACACAACAAUUAUUUUAUAUGGUUCUAAAAAUCUCAAACAACAAAAUCGUAAACUUCUCAUAAAAAUGGGCAAUGAAAAAAAGGGAAUAAAAGUAGUAAAUCAUCUUAGUUCUUCAGUCACUUACGUAGUUGUGGAUACAGAAAACCCAUGUAAUAUAACAUAUUCUUUGGAUGUCUUAUUUGCAGUUUUAUAUGGUAAAAUAUUGCUGAAUAGUGAUGGUUUGCCAGUACUAAUGGAAAGUAGCAAUAUUAGUCCAGCUGAUUGCAAAAUUUUUGAAGUUAACCCUCCUCAGCUAAAUGAUAGCAUCACACGUUCUAGAAAUAAUAUUUUAUUGCAGAGACCAAAAUUAUUCAACAACUGUUAUUUCUAUUUUGCCAUAAAGCAACAUGAUGUAAUUGAAUACGACACAAUGUCCAUUGAAAAAGACGAUUUGAUGAAACUAGUUGCUGCCGGCGACGGAAAAGUUCUACCUAGAGAACCCAAACCAGAUGACGUACAAGGCUCGUUGAGUCCGUUUCACGUCGCUAACAAUCCGAAACAUGCAUUACACAAAUGCACGCACUAUAUUAUUUAUAUGCCUGAAAAUAAUCAACCAAUUGCUAAUAGAAUUAUGUACAAUAUGCCGAUGUUAAAAACAUUACCACUUAUGUGGUUUAUCGAGUCGAUACUUCGGUUUGAAUUGAUAGAUCCAGUUGAUAUGGGUUUAGUCGAUUCUUAGAUAAAAAACAAAAAUCGUUUCACUGCAUAAGUAGUUAUAACUUUUUAUCAGUGAUUAACUUUUAUUAUAGUAUUAUGAAAAAAUAAAAUAAUGUUAAACGUUCUUCAUAUAAAAAUAAUAUUUAUUACAUCAUAGUAUUUUCCAUAAACUAUGAAUUUUGUUUACCAGAACUAUAUAUAUUAAAUGACUCUUGACUUCACAAACAUUGCAUUAUUUUGUGUAUUCCUUAGAUUGUUUUAAUUCGAAUUCGAACAACUCUUAAGUUGAAAAAAAGGUUAAAAAAAUAGCUUCAUGCUAAUUACGGAGUUGAUGCUUAGGUACACGGUGCGCCAUUUGUAGAAUGGUUUCAGAAAAUACCUUAUAUAUCGCGCGAGAGCGUGUUAGCCGGUACGUAAAGUACCGCUAAUCCCGAGCGUUGCUGGUACAACUUGCGCCUAGACGGCGAACUCGCGAAGGCCAUACACAAAGUUGAAGAAGUGCGAUUUAUGUUUAGGCAAUUUACCACUUCUUUUCUCUCUCUUUCUUAUCACCAACCACUUUCGUUCCACCGCGACUUCAGCUGAAAUUUGUAGCAAGUCAAGAUUGUUGAUCAACUUACAUUUGAAUUUGUUAACUAAAACGCGUAGCUUAAUAAUUAGCUUGUAAAUUAUUUAACAUCGAUGUUAGAUCAAAAUCGUCGCAGCGAAAAAAAAAUCUUACUUGUGGGUUUGUCGCUAAAUAAACUUACUUACUUACACUACA